This is a messenger RNA of Nilaparvata lugens (brown planthopper), 4416 nucleotides long. RefSeq names its product protein MCM10 homolog (gene Mcm10). The record is from RefSeq and is a predicted model, not a curated record. Gene Ontology annotation, cellular component: replication fork protection complex; nucleus. Gene Ontology annotation, biological process: DNA replication; DNA replication initiation. Bases 236 to 2737 code for a protein of 833 amino acids. NCBI's taxonomy places the organism in Eukaryota, Metazoa, Arthropoda, Insecta, Hemiptera, Delphacidae. Gene Ontology annotation, molecular function: DNA replication origin binding; single-stranded DNA binding. The transcript has 12 exons.
ACUAACCUCAAAACUUUGUAUCGUCAGUCAUUUCUCCCGCUUCAAUUUUCAAGAAUUUCCCUGUGACUGAUGGUAAAAUAAAAAAUUAAUUUCUAUAAUAUGCGUGUCGUAAGUUAACAAUUUCAACUUAGAUAUACAAAUACUCUUGAUUCAAAGUUUCUGGAUUGGCUCAGAUGACAAACUUCUCUUCUUUGGAUAGGAUAUCGAAGUCAACUGAACUAAACUUUCAAUAAUAAUGGACGAUGAUGGCUUGGAUUUUCUCGAUGAAUUUAUUGACAACGCAUUUGAAGAAGCGGAAAAGUAUGACAAAGUAGCCAAUGGUGAGACGUUGCUCACUCCAUCUUCUAGUAAAUCUAAGCAGUUGAAAGAUUUCAAUUUUCUAGCAGAAGAGACACAAGUAGCCGAAAGCCCCAUUACAAAGAAACCUACAGUUAACGCGCAGUUGACAAAAAAGCAAACUAGUAAUGAAUGUAAGAAGGCAGUUCCAGAAAAAAGUCUCAUUCACAAUGGUGAUACAGAUGAUUCCGAAGAUGAAGACAAUCGAAAUCCGUCCGAAAAAAAGUACAACGAGUUUGGUCAGUUUGUCAAUAAUAAACUAAAAGAGGAUGAAAAUAGCAAAAGUGGAUCGUUAUCAAGUCUUUUCAAGAAUACUUCAUGGAAAAGUAAGACCUCUACUGAGAAAGUAAUUUUGAAAACAUCAUCAUCUGUAAAACCGUCCGGUGAUUCAUUUGUGUCUACAAUAGGCCUCAAUAUUGUAAAUCCAUUAGUACAGGCUGGAUCGCUUUUCGAGAAGAUGGCAGGUCGGACGUAUGUGCAUUUCGUGAAAUUGAAAUAUCACACCGAACGAAUAGCUAGAAAAGACAGCGAGAUGGUCAACAAAGACUGGAUCGUAAUUGGUGUUGUCGUCGCCAAAUCGGCUGCUAAGGAAUCGAAAAAAGGAAAUAACUUUUGUGUUUGGACUAUAAGUGAUUUGAGGAUGGGUUUAAAAACAGCGUCCUUGUUUUUGUUUGGAAAUGCUUACACUCAACUUUGGAAACGUCCAGUCGGCACAGUAAUCGGGGUUCUAAAUCCUACUGUCAUGGAUCAAAGUCAACGUGAUAAUGUGGAGGCCUGUUUGUCGGUGUACUCUGCUGACCAGGUCAUGGUGAUUGGUCAGUCAAAAGAUUUCGGGAUAUGCAAAGCAAGAAAGAACAAUGGUGAUCGUUGCACGAUGUUUGUGAACAAGAGCAGCUGUGAGGUGUGCAUAUAUCACGUAGAGAAGGAGUACAAGAAGUUCAGCAACCGAUCUGAUCUGCAAUCGCCCACCUCUGGCGGCCUUCAGAAACUACGCAACAAAGUUCUCGGAAAAAACGAGGUGUUCUACGCGGGACAAAGUUUCUCGGCCAUUAAAAGCAAACAAUCGAAGAAGACAAUCGAGAAAGACAAGAACAGAUUGCGGGACUUGUUCGGCGGAUGCAGCGGCCAGUCCAAGUUUGUUUCGAAUGACGUCACGCCUGCUGCUGGAUCGAGCGCCGGUCCCAGCAUUGAGUUCACCAGAUUCAAAAAGAUCAAGGAUGCCGAGCUGUUGGCCAAGCUCAAUGAUACUACUGGAGAGAAGAAGGCAAGUGACUACGAUGCAAAGGAUUCAGAUAAGAAAACCUCAACUAACAGAAAUUCCAAAUUAAGAUCCUCUCCGAAGAACAAGGAGAAUGGUAUCAAUUCGGACAAAACAAGACCCAAGUUGUUUUCAAAAGAAUCACUCAACAACGUAUCGAGAAAAUUAAGCGGCAAAUUCGAAGAGACAAUUGACACCAACAUGAGUGCGAAAAAUGUACUGGAAAGUAGGCGAAAGAUUAUGGAAGCCGAAAAAGAAAUGGAAGAGAAGCGUAAAGCUUCUGAGAAAUGUGAGUUCUCUAGAGAAUCGUUGAGCGAGUUUUUUGCCAAUAAAAAGCUGUCACUGGAUAAUCUGUCGGUGAAUCGGUCCCCAGGUGUGAACAGGAAAGUGAGCGGAUCGAAACAGAUGCUUCUGAAGAAAUGUGAUGUGCCAGGAAAGCCCACUCUCACGUGUUCGGGGCCUGUCAUGAUCGAUCUUUCGAUUCCGGUUACGAGGAGGGAUCGAGAACGAGCCAAGAUAACAGCGUUGAAUUACGUAAAAAAUAAAGGGCCAAUUAAAAAAGUGGAUCCAAACGAAGUCAGGGACAAAACUGCUCCACCCAAGAAGCGCUCUUUCCCAGAUGACAAAGAAGAGUCGGCAGAAAAAGAAACGACGCAAUCGUCCUUACCGGCUCGAUUCAUUGAGCUGAUGAACAAAACUUCAAAGCACACCGACCUUCUGGAUAAAGCCGAUGAAGAAAAGUUCAAUAACUAUUUCGAAAAGAUGAACAAGAAAGAAGAGAUGGAGGAGAAGAUGCUGUCCACUUACAAGCUACCCUGCAAAGCUGUCAGAUGCCUUAAUUGCAAAUACACGUGGUUCUCGGCAUCAGACCUGUGCAAGUCGGAAGGACACCGACUGAAGGUGGUGGAUGCCACUAAGCGCUUCUUCCGCUGCAACAACUGCAGCCAUCGCACCAUCUCACUCGACAUCAUUCCACUCGUCUCCUGUGCCAAUUGCGGCGGCUCCAACUGGAUCAGGGCUGCUAUGAUGUCUGAAAAGAAGACAAUGGUCAAUUUGAACCAGCUGAGUAUUCGAGGUGGAGAGCAAAAGUUUAUGAAUUCGGUUGAGUGUAAUGGGAAUCUCAACUUGCUUGUUCCUGAAUGAAUAAUUGUACAAUUGAAAGGGUUUGACCACUACUAUUGCUCAAUUUUUCGACUGAAAUGUGUAUUAUUGUGACUGAAUUUCAUAACUUUUUGUUUUUCAACGUAUUCCACAUUAUUUCUUAGUAAUUUCUGGUAAUCACAAUUCUACUGUUAUUCUGUAAUCUCUUUUCUCUUGUCAUAUAUUGUUUUUUAUUUUAUGUUCACAUCUAUUGCUAGAAUUUUUAUUUUACCUAUUUUAAAGUUUUAAACCCCUGUUCAUCAAAUUCAAUAUAGGCCUAUUCAAUUAACGCCUCUUAAGUAAGAUGAUCAUGCUAACAGAUGUCUGGUAUUUUCCUAGUACUUUGUUAUUAGCGAUAGGCAAUUGCAAACGAAGAAAAUUGAAUUCUGUUUUUAAACUAAAAUCAUAUAAAGCUAUAAAAUGUUUGAUUGGAAAUCAAGUGGCAAAUGGUAAUUUGACUGACAAGACAAGUAAGUUUCAAGAUAACAUCAUUGUUCAAUUUAUAGACCAAUGCAAAAAUUGACAUUUUGGAAGUUCUUUGUUUGGCCAACUUUGUCUGUUGAGUGAGUUUAAAUGGGUUACUACUACAUCUACUACAUGAAAGUAAAAUUUCCUUAACUUUGAAAAAAAAUUGUAUAAUGUGUUACGUAGUUUUUCCCGCAAGGCUUUUUUAAAGUUCUUAAAUCUAUUACAAUUAAUAUUUUAUUUUAUUUAAAUGAUAUUUUAUAGUAACCUUACUAAAGCUGGAUUCCCACACUACAGUGACAGUGAAAAUAUAACUCUCAUAAGUUCUAAUGGGAUUAUUCAUCCUUGCUCAGGAAAAUGAAUAGUUUCCAAUUUCUUCACUACCGGGAAUAAUAAAUUUAUUGUUAAUAUUUCAUUCGUUUGUGAAUACCAUACUUUUGUUAAAUUGACGACCAAACUAAUCUUUUAUUACCUAAAAGCAAUAUAGACACUUACUUUCCGUCACAACGUGUGGAUUCCCACACAACAGUGAAAAUAUAAUUCCCAUAAGUUCUGAUUACAGUGAAAAUAUAAUUCCCAUAAGUUCUGAUUGGAUUAUUACUAUUCAGUCCGGCCGAGCAAGUAUGAAUAAUUCUAUUAGAACGCAUGGGAAUUAUAAUUUCAUUGUUUUGUGAUAAUCCAGCUUUAACAGGUGUGAAGAAAAUUCAUGUACGGUAGCUUAGCAAGUGUUUAUAUUAUUAUUAUGAUUCUAUCCAUGAUGUGGACAUUAUGCAUUGCUUUUAGGCAAUAAAAGUCCAGUUUGGUCGUCAAUUUAACAAAAGUACUGUCCUCACAAACGAAUGAAAUAUAAAAAAUAAAUUUAUUAUUAUGUUAGUGAAGAUUUUGAAAACUAUUCAUUUUUAUGUGAAUGUUGACAUCCUUAUUUUGAACACAAUCGCGUUAGAAUAUAAACUCUACAAGCUAAAUAGUCAGAGUACAGUUGUUUGGGGGAUUUUUCAAAAUUUACAAAUAAUAUUUAUAAUAUGACUUUCUAAUAGUUUCAUUCUACUUAUCAGCACGAUGGUUUGAAGUGCCUAACUUGCUGUUUUCAGUUGCAGUAUUCUAAUAAUCUAUUAUUGUUUUAUAUUUCUAUGGUUUUUCAUGGUUUAGCUUUUGUAAUAUUGCAUAUUAUGUCAUUUUGUAUUGUUUUGUUAUAAUAAAACCAGUUGUUAAUAAAA